GUUCGCCCGCCACGGGUCAGAUGAGACGCGCGGCGGUACAUCCGCUGGCUGCUCCCUCCUCCACCUCAUCCUCGGUCGCCAUGGCCUCCUCCUCUUCCCAGUACCCUCCCUCAAGUCCUUCCUCACUGGUCGUCGACAUGGAGACAGGGCCGGGCAGCAUCACGAGGGCCCUCGCCUGCCUCCACGAGGGCAACGCACGGUUGCCACGAUCCUGGACGCGAGGCCGCCACCGGCCGCCGCGCGUGCCUUCCCGCCGAUGCGUGCCGAUCUGGCCGCUGCUUCACCUGAGGGAGUUGGGGUGCGGUGACGCCAUCAGCGUGGUGGCGGAACAGCGAGCAGGGAGAACCGGGGACGGAUGCGCCUACGUCGACCACAGGUCCAACGGCGAACAACGGCAGUGCGUGGGAGAACCGGGAUGAUGACGGAAUCGAGGGGGCAAGGGUCCAAUCUACUCUUGGGAGGAGCUGUCGGCGAAGUUGCUCCGGAGAGCACUACCAGGUCACCUCCGCGGCUGCCGUCCGACCCAGGGUCGCCAGCGGCUUCGUCACCGCGUCGGAGCAUGGAGGAAAUGUCUGAAUCGGACUCUGGGUCGGCAAGGGGGACGAAGAGGAAGAGGGUCACCGAGCCUAGGGAUGGGGAUUCGGCGGGCUCUGGUUCCGACUCCUCUGGCUCUCCGUUCCGCAGGCCCAAGGCUCCCCUGAUGCCCAUCUGCACGGAGGAGGAUGGCACCGUGCUCUACGGCUUCACUGACGACCAAGACGUCAUGGACAGAUACCAUGAUGAUAUGCAGAAAUACAUCAAGAAAAGGGAUCGUCACAAGCGGAUGUUAACACUUGCACCGUCCAGUGUCACCGAGCGCCGCACCGCCAAGGAGACAGAGUCUGUUCUAAAGUGUGCUGAAUCGGUUCUAAGCCUUUCAGCCUACCUGGAUGGCAAGAUGAUAAACCAGUGCACAGGAAUUGUCGUUGAGGUAGAUGCAUUUAGGAACUCCGCUAUCAUUCUCACCUCAGCAUGGCUUUUCUGCACCAAGAAACCUUUGGAUGAUUGGACAAAAAAGGAGUACCCUACUGAGGCAAAGGUUAAUGUUCAUAUGUUGGAUGACUCAACUUUAGAAUGUCGUUUGAUGUUCUUCAGCAAGCACUAUGAAAUAGCCUUCUUUGAGAUUAGUGGGGAUAUUUCAUUGAAGACUUUGUCAUUGGAACGUAAUGUGGAGUUAGGCCAGGAUGUAUUUCUAUUGGCUAGAGAUACAAAUUUGAAUCUGAUUUGUAAGCGAGACAAGGUGCAACUUGUAGAUCCUUGUGAACAUCAGCAAAAUCACUAUCAAUUCCUCAACGGUCCAAUUCCUCAGGUUAUAGUCAUCUUUUCUCCUCUCCCUCUCCGGCCUCACCUCUUCUCCCUCUGCUACUGCUAGCGAGCGCAAUGGCGGGCGAACCGGAGGAUCUCGAUCUUCGCCACCGCAUCCUUGGCUCCACGUCUUCUGCCAGCGGCGUAGUUUGGCGGCCGGGUGGUGGAGGACGAUGCAGUCAUCCCCGUGGUCGGUCCCCUUUCCCAAGUGGAGGAGAGGCGUGUACGUGGUCGUCGGCGGAGCGAUGGGAUUGGAUUGGGGGCGGGGAUUGUCGGCGCUAGGAUUCCGCGGCGGCCGGUGCCCGAGGUCGGUGAAGGCGCGGAAGAUCUUGGCGGCCAGGCUGAGGAGACGGCGGUUGACCACCAGACCGUGUUGCCAUCGAUGCCAAUCAGGUGGCGGCGCACGCGCUAGGAUCGUCGUGGUCUAGCGCCCUGACGCCAGGGACAUCACGCCCACGCUGCUCUUCUACUGUGCUACACCGUCCAGGUCCAGUACAAGCAGGUAUGACGUAUGUCUUCAUAUUUGGGGCUUCUUUUCCAGUCUACGGGUAGUGUGUCUGUGAUCGCCUGAACCGAUGCAAUCCAGUGAUGUCGAUGGAACUAUUCGGUGCAGACUUUCAAUCUCCUUCAGCUUUGAAAUUUUGAGUACGUUGCAGUCUAGCUUCUCUUUGAGUCCAGUUAAUUUCCGUGAUGAUUGAUGCACUGGGUGAGCACCUGAAUCGAUGGCAGUUUGGAGAUUACUAAUAAAGAUUUACGUCAUGGAGGAUCCCAGUGCAUAACAAAGCAUGGCGAUGUGGAUGGAAGAAUCAUCUCAGAUUGAGCAAGGGACAGUAACGUACAUGUCAUAUUAUCUCUAUCUUUUCUCACUGUUGAUACUUAUGUUAAAGAAUCUGUAGUAAUCAACCAAUCCUCGUGUCCUCAUGGUGAAGUACUCCUUGGUAUUGGUUUGCUAAUUUAUUGCUGAAUAGCAAUCUAACUGCUGCAAUUGGUUAAAAAAUGACCUGAAGGGUGAACCGGUGAAAAAAUGAUAUUGGUAUUUAUAUUUUCACUGGAUCCUUGCUUUGUGUUAUAUUACAGAUUCCCUGGAUGCGUUUUGUAGGCACAGGUUGAUUGAUUAUCCCAAUAUCUCUUCUCGACAUAGGAACGUUCAUAGUACAGUAGAUAUUUUA
This is a messenger RNA of Lolium perenne, 2513 nucleotides long. RefSeq lists its product as uncharacterized. Lineage: Eukaryota; Viridiplantae; Streptophyta; Magnoliopsida; Poales; Poaceae. The record is from RefSeq and is a predicted model, not a curated record.